GGGGUUUUUUGGUCACUUCGGUGGCGGCGCCACGGCCGGGACAGCCGCUCCGUUGGCGGGCGUUAGUGCUGCUGAGGAGCGGGGCCGGGUCUACUCGAGACGGCAGCGGCCGCCCAGGGUUAUUUGCAGACGGUCCCUCCGAGCCAGCGCCGUGCCCGCGCCCGGGCGCGCUGCCGCUGUGCGCGCGGAGCGGGGGCGCGCCCGGCGGGGCCAGCCCCGGGGUCCCGCCCGGCCCAUGCUGGCCAUGGACUCGGCGCUGCAGGUGGCCGAGGAGGAGGUGGUGGCGGCCGAGUCGUGCGGCCCCAGCAGCAAGUUCGAGGACAUUUACCGGCUGCUGGCCGAGGGCUGCUUCCCGCCCAGCUUCUGCUCCAUCAAGAGGAAGAACCUCAAGCGCUACGCGCAGAAAUUCGUCGUCGACGGCGGCUGCCUCUACUAUGUGGGACCCAAGAAGGAGGAAAAGCGGGAGGUGAUUGUGGAUCCCGAACGGAGGCGUCAGGUCUUUCUGGAAAGCCAUUUCACCGAAAUUGGGAACCACCUAGGCCAGAAGAAGACCGUGCACCGGAUUCAGAGCCGGUACUACUGGCUGGGGAUUGUGAAGGAUGUUGUGGACUGGAUCAAAAUGUGUGAAACGUGCCAGAACGCAGAGCACAACAAGACUGUAUCGCGGAAAGCAAGGCCUGUCAAAGUGGAGUCACCCUGGGAGGUGCUGGGAUUAGACAUUCACGGACCUUUUCCUGAGACGAGCCAGAGCAAUACGCAUGUCCUCCUUGUGACCGACUACUUCAGUAAGUGGGUUGAGGCGGCUCCUCUGCAGAAGAAAGAUCCCUUAGCAGUGGCUAAAGCCUUGGCUACAAUUUUUUACAGGUUUGGAGCAUCCAAGAACAUUUAUGCCGGUCAGACGUGGGACUUCUGUGAGGAGGUCAGCCGGCAUUUGUGCGAGCGCUGGAACAUCUCGCAGAUCCUCACUCCCGCGGACCCUGCAGACUGCGCAGGCCUGGAUGACCGCAGCGCCGAGGUGCUCAAAUCCUCCAUCUGCAGCGUGGUGAACGAGAAGCCCAGCGAAUGGGACACCCAUCUCGACCCUGUGCUCUUCGAUUUCCGCACCUCGGUCAACUCCGUCACGAAGUACACCCCCUUUUUCCUCAUGUUCAACAGAUACGUGUGCCUGUCGUCUGAGGUGGGUUUUGUCAAGGACUCCAAAGAGCAGGGAGCUAACUCCGGUAAGGCAGAUGGCCUCCCACCAUUCACGGCCGCAGUUCAAGAGCAGCAGAACGCGGUGAAAGAGAUUGUGAUCGCCAACAUGACGGCAGCCUACAAGCGGGGGCGGAAGAGUGUGAAAAGGAAAAGCCGGGGCCUGCCCUCUCUUGCCUUCAAAGUGGAAGACAACGUGUUUGGGGACAGUGGUGCCACCUCUCUGAAGAAGCUGAAGAAGGGGCAGUUUGUGUCGUUUCAGAUCGAGACGGUCCUGCCGCCCGAGCAGAGUUUGUCUGGCCUGAAGAAAACCAGUUAGUCUCUGGGGCUUUUUCGGGGCUCCUGCAGGGCUGGGGACAGUAGCAUGGACUGUCCCUGAGGUUUGUGGCCCAGCUGCCUGGGAGACCAGGGCACAGAAGUGCCUGCCCUGUCCUGGGGGAAAGGAAGGGGAAGGUUCAGACAAAGGUGUCUGUUCAGUCUCUUCCCAGUCCAGCUUUGCCCUCGGACCAUCGCUCCGACCGAGGGAGGUGGCACCAUCCAGCCUCCUUUACGUUUUGGACUACGGUGUGGAAACUGCCCCUUUGGGAGCAAUUGCGUCAACGCCUGGGAGGUGAUCUGGGUGCAGAUGAGAACCAGAGACUAGACCUGACUUUAGCUAGAUCGCAGUUUGUUUCCUACAAGCUAAACCUGUCCUCCCCACGGUUCCCUUGAACCGGGAGGAGUCAGGCCAGGUCUGACGGCAUUCCCGGUGGACAUGGGAAUGGCUUGAAGUGAGCUUUUUUUUUUUUAGUUUUAAGCACUAAUUAGCAGAAAUAAAAUUGACAAUAGAAAGUGGAUAUUUUAAAUUUUGGUUAUCCAGGCAGAGAAAAAUGAAUUUUCCCUUUUUAAUGUCGCCAUUCCAUUCUCUCUAGAAACUGAAUGAAUUCUAGGAAUCCUGUGGGCUGUUCCUGCACUAGUGAGGGUUAUAGGCGUGUUUUUAAGCCCAGUGGUCCAAAAAUGCAGGAAAAUGAGGAUAAUGACACCUGUUAGUUUCUCUGCCUAUAUAUGUGCUGGAUGCACAGAUGCCGCCCAGGGAGCAGCCCGAGCGCUGCCGUCCCUAUGGAGCUGCCACAGCAAUUUCAAGGGGGAAAAAUAACUUAAAAGCUGGAUUUCUUGAAACUGCAUCCCUCAUCGUGUUAGGGGUUAAUUUAAACCCCUGUGGAGCCCCUGUUUAGGGGUUAAUUUAGAACCAUGUCAAACCCCUAUUUAGGAAUUAAUUUAAAGAAAAAAAAAAAAAAAGGAUGUUGAGCCCUUGUCCUGGUUGCUUUUGGAGCCAAGUCGUGUGUUGUAUUUUUCUCCCUCUGCUGCAGAAAUUAAAUAAAACCGAUAAAGAUAAAAAA
Molecule: messenger RNA, 2570 nt
Organism: Columba livia (rock pigeon)
Lineage: Eukaryota; Metazoa; Chordata; Aves; Columbiformes; Columbidae
Product: gypsy retrotransposon integrase-like protein 1
Exons: 8
Coding region: 236-1510 (424 amino acids)
Biological process (GO): DNA integration
Molecular function (GO): nucleic acid binding
Source: RefSeq, a predicted model, not a curated record